AUGGCGGGUUACGCGCGUCGCCCGGGCGUCACCCCGCUGACCCGAGCCCGGAGCUUGGUCAUUCCGGACGCUCCCGCGUUCUUUGAGCGCCGGUCUUGUCUCCCCCAGCUAGACUGUGAGCGCCCCCAUGACAGGGAGCCGGACUCCCACCUCCUCGGCAUUCGGCCGACGUUUAUGUGCUAUGUGCCCAGUCCGGUGCUAGCGUCCGUGGGAGACACAGAUUUUGCCUAUGGAAAAGGGAAAGGCCCUCUGCCAGGCCCACCAGGAGCCCACAAGACACACUUUGGAGAUGAUAAGCUUGAAGAGCUUGAAGAAGCGAAUCCUUUCUCCUUUAAAGAGUUUCUGAAGACCAAGAACAUCGGCCUGUCCAAAGAUGACCCACCCAGCAGUAGGAUUUACGCCAAGGAGACAGCCAGACACUCUCUGGGACUUGACCACAAUUCCCCAAGUGUCCAGACGGUGGGCUUCGGCCUGGAGUACCCACAGCCGUUCUUUGAGGACCCGACGGGGGCUGGUGACCUCGUGGAUGAGGAUGAGGAUGAGGACGAUGCCUGGACUUGGGCUUACCUGCCGUCUGUGGUGGAGCAGACCCACUCCCUGCGGACCACCACCAGCACUUCGCCCUGCAGCACAUACGUGUCCUUCUUCUCGAACCCGUCGGAGCUGGCGGGGCCCGAGUCUCUGCCCCCCUGGACUCUGAGUGACACAGACUCCCGAGUUUCUCCGGCCUCACCCUCGAGUAGUCCCAACCCAGACUUUGCCACCCACGGAGAGUCUCUGGGGGACCGGCACCUGCGGACGCUGCAGAUAAGUUACGAAGCACUCAAAGAGGAGAAUUCUAAACUGAGAAGAAAGCUGAACGAGGUUCAGAGUUUCUCUGAAGCUCAAACAGAAAUGGUGAGGACUCUGGAACGGAAAUUGGAAGCAAAAAUGGUCAAGGAGGAGCGUGACUACCGUGACCUGGAGUCUGUGGUCCAGCAGGUGGAGGAGAACCUUGAACUGAUGACGAAACGGGCGGUGAAAGCAGAAACUCAUGCCCUGAAGCUGAAACAAGAAGUCAGCUCUCUGCAGGCACAGGUCUCCAACUUCCAGCAUGAGAACGAGGCCCUGCGGUGCGGCCAGGGUACCAGCCUGAGCGUGGUAAAGCAGAACACCGACGUGGCCUUGCAGAACCUCCGUGUCGUCAUGAGCAACGCACACGAAUCUAUCAAGCAGCUGGUUUCUGGAGCGGAAACAUUGAAUCUUGUUGCUGAAAUCCUGAAAUCUAUAGACAGAAUUUCUGAAAUUAAAGAGGAGCAGGAGGCAGACUCCUGA
Molecule: messenger RNA, 1314 nt
Organism: Chrysochloris asiatica (Cape golden mole)
Lineage: Eukaryota; Metazoa; Chordata; Mammalia; Afrosoricida; Chrysochloridae
Gene: ENTR1
Product: serologically defined colon cancer antigen 3
Exons: 10
Coding region: 1-1314 (437 amino acids)
Biological process (GO): positive regulation of cilium assembly; regulation of cytokinesis; positive regulation of protein localization to cilium
Cellular component (GO): centrosome; midbody; ciliary basal body
Source: RefSeq, a predicted model, not a curated record